Molecule: messenger RNA, 1362 nt
Organism: Leucoraja erinaceus (little skate)
Lineage: Eukaryota; Metazoa; Chordata; Chondrichthyes; Rajiformes; Rajidae
Product: vesicle-trafficking protein SEC22b
Exons: 5
Coding region: 224-871 (215 amino acids)
Biological process (GO): vesicle fusion with Golgi apparatus; retrograde vesicle-mediated transport, Golgi to endoplasmic reticulum; endoplasmic reticulum to Golgi vesicle-mediated transport
Cellular component (GO): SNARE complex; Golgi membrane; endoplasmic reticulum membrane
Molecular function (GO): SNAP receptor activity
Source: RefSeq, a predicted model, not a curated record
CGCCGGCCGGGAGUCGGAGCUCGAGUCCGGGGUCAGUCGGCGGACGCGGGUUACUCCGCCCGGUCCCGCCCCGCAACCACAACUUCAGCCGGCGACGGGAGCAACGCCUGAGCGAGCACAGGCUGAGCCCAGGACAGGCCGAGGCCCCGGUGGAGGACAGGCCGAGCCCGAGGGCAGGAGAGGCCGAGGCUGCGGCCCACACGGUCGGUCGGCCGGCCUGAGGAUGGUGCUGCUGACGAUGAUCGCACGGGUGGCCGACGGUCUCCCACUCGCCGCCUCCAUGCAAGAGGACGAGCAGUCUGGACGAGAUCUGCAACUCUAUCAGAACCAGGCCAAGCAGUUGUUCCGCAAGCUUAAUGAACAGUCACCCACUCGAUGCACAUUGCAAGCGGGAUCCAUGUCCUUCCAUUAUGUGAUAGAGAAAGGGGUCUGCUAUCUGGUUUUAUGUGAGGCAGCAUAUUCCAAAAAAUUGGCAUUUUCAUAUCUUGAAGACCUACAGGCAGAAUUUGAUGAGCAUCAUGGAAAGAAGGUCCCAACAGUCUCUCGCCCUUACUCCUUCAUUGAAUUUGACACAUACAUUCAAAAAACAAAGAAAUCUUACAUCGAUAGUAGAGCACGGAGAAACCUUGGCUCCAUAAACACGGAACUGCAGGAUGUGCAGAGAAUAAUGGUGGCGAAUAUUGAAGAGGUGUUACAGCGUGGAGAAGCGCUCUCAGCUUUGGACAGCAAGGCCAGUGGUCUCUCCAGCCUGUCGAAGAAGUACCGACAAGAUGCCAAGUACUUGAACAUGCGUUCGACAUAUGCCAAGCUGGCAGCCGUUGCCGUCUUUGCAGUCAUGCUGAUCGUUUACGUACGGUUCUGGUGGCUCUGAAGCUGGCUGAACGUAGUGUGUGGCGUGUUGAUUCAUGUUCCUUGCACACGGAUUCUGUCAGUUCCUGGUGUGCUAUAUCCAUGAAUACCCACAAUUUUACUGAAGAUAUAGCUCCUUCCCAUUUCUGUUGUAGUCAAUGUGGUCUGAUGGGCCUUUAGUAUACAGCACUAUUAAACUACAUUUACCAAUUAAUGUUGAAUUGAAUAAACCAUCUUUUCACUCCUUUAGAAUGUGCAUUCUAACAUCUCAAACUCUAAAAAAAUAAUAAUAAAUGUUAAUUUUAUUUUCGGAAUUGCUAUGAAGAGUGGAAGUAUUGAAACAUGCUGUUGCAAAAUCCACUGAAGAGCAAAUGACCUCUGUGACCUGUCUGUCCAUUUUGUUUGUUUGUGUGGACCUGGGCAAUACAGCUGAGUGAAAGAUAACAUGCUUUGAUGUAACUGUAGAAAUUGAUCUCACUUGUACAUUGAUUGAAUAAAAUCACGUAAUCAUAA